Molecule: messenger RNA, 1442 nt
Organism: Gambusia affinis (western mosquitofish)
Lineage: Eukaryota; Metazoa; Chordata; Actinopteri; Cyprinodontiformes; Poeciliidae
Exons: 4
Coding region: 201-743 (180 amino acids)
Source: RefSeq, a predicted model, not a curated record
CAAAGCCACCACAUUAUAGACGUACUUCAAGGUGUACUCAGAUAAACAAGACUGUGUGGACUGUCAUAACUCCUCUGUGGACCAAGGGAGAAAAGACGAGAGCAUCAGAGUGGAUCACAGGCGGAUCACAGACAGAGAGGAGAGAAAGUCUUACAGUCUCAUCAUCAUUGCUUACAACUGACAUCAUCUGACUCCUGGUCAUGGCCCUGUUCUCUGUGUUGAUGGUGUUGACGUUGGUUGCCACAGCAACAGAGGCCCGAGCAGGCAGUGAGGAGAAUGAGUUGGAUUACGGGUACUGGAACUACAGAGAAGGAGCUGACAGUGUUAACGUGGCCUCAGUGCGCAGUGUGACCAGAGUUUUGGACGCCUGGGGGAAACACAUAUUCAGGGAGAUAAAGACUUUACUGCACUCUCAGCCCAGCACUCUGCUCCCGGACUACUCCAGAGUGCGCCCUCUGUCCGAGUCUCUUAACGACCUCUUUAGGGAAGUCUCCCUGCUGCGCCAUCGCAUCGCCGAACUCUCUCAUCGCCUAGCAACGCUGGAGCCCUACCUCCGUCGCCACGGUUACCGCGGGGAUGACAUGGCGGAGGCGGGAGGCGGCAAAAGGGCUAGGAUUCUUCAUGGGGAGGCCACCAUGCUCGCCCGGUACGCCCCUGAGAGCAGAGUGACUGCGAGGGGGAACGGGGUCGUGAGGAGAAAGCGGGUGAGGGUGAUCAGGAACAGAGGUGCUGUUUCAGAGUGAGGGACAGAAGACUGGACCGCGGGAGGAAAGUUGUAUAUAAUGAACUGUGGAGUCUUUUUAUGUGAAAGUAUGUGCAACACGCUCAAAUGCAAUCCUGAGAUUAUGAGUUGUCAUUGUUUGAUUCGACAAACUCUGUAGAACUCCAUAAUACUCUGUUUGUUUUAGUAUGCUGGAUUCCAACAAGUUCCAGUGGCAGGGAAUGUAAUUUCACAGCUCCUUUAUUCACAAAUGUGAUCAAAACAAACAUUUAAUUUUCUUACUGAAGGACAUUCAGGAUAUUUGAUAACUAAAAUACCCAAAGAUCAAUAAGCUACGGUCGAAAGACUGAUCUGCAAUUUUCUUGCUCCAUGGUUGCUAUAGACAGAUAUGAUCCCUGCCUAACUACUGGUGUUAUUUUUCAACUUUUACUGUUAUCAAUAUUAUUUUGAGUGGUCUUUUAAAAAACUUUUGAGAGUUUUUUGUCUUAUUUUACAUUUUUGUAUUUUAAAAAUUAAACCAAUGAAAUGACUGUAUGGAUGGAUACAAUCAAAUAGCUUCUGUCCUGUUUGUUUCACUUAGACAACAAAGAUAUAAUGAAAAGUAGAAUUCUUUCACAGUUUUCUCUGAAAUAAUUUUGCAAAUAAACUCAAUGUAUUCAUUUUAUGUUGACUAGUAGUUUUUCUGCAAAUAAAAAUGGUGGAAUAAUUCAUCUAAUCAAAA